Messenger RNA from Hypoxylon fragiforme, 699 nucleotides. RefSeq names its product GPR1/FUN34/yaaH family-domain-containing protein. The coding region runs from base 1 to 699 and encodes 232 amino acids. The record is from RefSeq and is a predicted model, not a curated record. Gene Ontology annotation, cellular component: plasma membrane. Lineage: Eukaryota; Fungi; Ascomycota; Sordariomycetes; Xylariales; Hypoxylaceae. Gene Ontology annotation, molecular function: acetate transmembrane transporter activity. The transcript is spliced from 3 exons.
AUGUCUAUCUCGGCUUCGAUUUCCGACAGUAAGGCUGUCGACCUCGAACAGCAGGCGACAAUAUCUCCCCACGAACAAAUUGGUCUACCCUAUGUACCUCGAAACUUUGCCAACCCGGCGCCCCUAGGGCUGCUAUCCUUUGCUACGAGCAUCUUCAUGAUAUCCCUCCUUGAACUGGAACCUCGUGGCGUGAAGGUUCCAAAUAUUAUUGUUCCAAACAUGGUCUUCUUUGGCGGGGCUGCUCAGGUUAUCGCUGGGAUCAUGGAAUUUAUUGCGGGUAACACUUUGGGUGCUACACUGUUCUCCUCUUAUGCAGCAUUUAACCUCGCCUAUGCUUUGAUCUUCCUUCCUGGUAGUGGAAUACUAGCGGCCUAUACCGAUUCUGAGACCGGCGCGCUUAUGCCUGAGUUCGACCAAGCUAUAGCUAUGUUCAUUUGGGCUUGGUUCAUCAUGAGUGUCAUCUUUACUGUUGCUUCGGUUCGGAGUUCCUGGACACUGUUGGCUGCGCUUGUCUUUGUCGACUUUACACUUAUCCUUCUAGCCGUUGGCCACAUGCUAGGCGAAGAAUCGUGUCUCAAGGCUGGUAGUGCGACUGGACUCGUCACCGCAGCUCUAGCUUACUGGGCAGGCACUGCCGGUCUGUGGGGAGAUGGUACAACGCCUUUCAACCUUCCGGUUGGGUCUUUAAAGAAGGACUGA